Molecule: messenger RNA, 1812 nt
Organism: Populus trichocarpa (black cottonwood)
Lineage: Eukaryota; Viridiplantae; Streptophyta; Magnoliopsida; Malpighiales; Salicaceae
Exons: 6
Coding region: 116-1492 (458 amino acids)
Biological process (GO): DNA replication-dependent chromatin assembly; CENP-A containing chromatin assembly
Cellular component (GO): nucleoplasm
Molecular function (GO): histone binding
Source: RefSeq, a predicted model, not a curated record
CGACACCUCACUCGUCAAAAUCAUCUUUUCCGCCACAACAAGCCAUUUUUAAAAGCACGCUAAACCUCCUCCUACUUCCUCUCCCUCUCCAUUUUUCUCUACUACAACAAAAAUCAUGGCUUCGGAACCCUCAAUAACCGCCGCCUCAGAAACCCAAGCCUCAGUCGAAGUCACCACUACCUCUCAUGACGUAACCGCCGACUCCACCUGCAAUGACAACAAUGGAGAAACUUCAGACCCAGAGAAGUCUCUGGAUUUCGCUGUUGAGUUAUUAGAGAAAGGAUCUACGGCGCUUAAAGAAAAUGACUUCAGUGAAGCCGUAGAAUGCUUUAGCCGUGCCCUUGAAAUCAGGGUUUUGCAUCAUGGUGAGCUUGCACUUGAAUGUGUGAAUGCAUACUAUCAUUAUGGACGUGCACUGUUGUAUAAAGCGCAAGAGGAGGCUGAUCCGUUGGGUAUGGUGCCUAAGAAGGAUAGUGAAUCUAAACAAAAUGAUGAUAAAGAUGCAGCUUGUAAGAAUGUUUUAAAUGGAGAAUCUUCGACUACUUCUGCUUCUAGUAAUGUUGGAGAAGAUGGGGGUUUUAAUCAUCCAGAAGCUUCUGAUGGGAAAGAUGAAGAAGAAGAUGAUGAGGGAAGUGAUGAUGAUGACGACCUUGCUGAUGCAGAUGAAGAGGAAUCUGACCUUGAUUUGGCAUGGAAAAUGCUAGAUGUUGCAAGGGCAAUUGCAGAAAAACACCCUGGUGACACAAUGGAUAAAGUUGACAUACUAUCAGCACUGGCAGAAGUUGCGUUGGAAAGAGAGGAUAUUGAAACAUCUCUCAGUGACUACCAGAAGUCACUAUCCAUUUUAGAAAGGCUUGUUGAACCAGACAGUAGACAUUUAGCUGAACUAAAUUUUCGGAUAUGUUUGUGUCUGGAGAUUGGCUCUAAGUCCCAGGAAGCAAUCCCAUAUUGCCAGAAGGCUAUAUCAGUUUGCAAGGCACGGUUGCAGCGACUCAUCAAUGAACUAAAGAGUUCUGGAGAAUCAGCCACAACACCAGCUAUUUCUGAAUUAGACGAGGGUGUCCAGCAGUUGUCUAACAUGCAGGCUGAUAAAUCUGUGACUGAUAAAGAAGCAGAGAUUGAAACGCUUACUGGCCUGUCUGGGGAGCUGGAAAAGAAGCUUGAAGAUCUACAACAGCUGGUCCUGAACCCAAAGUCCAUUCUCUCAGAAAUCCUGGGAAUGGUAGCUGCUAAGGGAAAGGGAGGCGAGAAGAGUGUUUUUCCAACUGCCAUGAACUCUUCUCAGAUGGGUACUGCUACUAGCAGUGGAGGUUUUGACUCGCCAACCAUUUCCACUGCUCACACAAAUGGGGCUUCUGGAGUCACAGAUCUUGGUGUCGUCGGAAGAGGAGUUAAGCGAGUUUUGACCAGUACAGGUUCGACUGGAUCAAGCCCAGUGAAGAAACCUACUCCUGAUCCCUCGUCAGACAAAGGGGAUGGAAAAACCUUUUAGUGGUUCUGAAUUUAAAUGGUCAGUGAUUUGAUGAUCAUAGUGCAAGCUGCUAAAGAUUCUAGCACUAUCAAAUAUAACCAUUCAAAUAUCGAUGUCAUGGGUCCUUGAGAGCUGCUGGAUUGGUCCUACUUGGUGACUGCUGUAUAGAGCAGUGUUAAUGCGCUAUCUGCCAUGUAGGUGGCAGUAACUUUCCUAUAUUAUUUCUGUGAUAUGACUUUGGAGAGCAAUACUCUUUUAGCAUCUUGUAAAAGCUUUGCCUAUAUUUCAGUUAUACUAACACACUUCAUUAAUUUUGGGAAGAAAUGGACCGUUUUAAUCCA